AUGUCGGUUGUUGAGCUUUCCAGCAACCUAGCUACGGCGGCUCCCAUAUGGCGCAGGAUAUGGGAGCUGCCUCCUGAACUACGAGUAGCACUGGGUCAAUUGUGCGGUGCCUCUCCGUUCACGUCGACGCUUGUUCUGCUGCACAACGCUCAACUUAUCGCGACACGACAUCCGUCCGAACGGCGAACAGGACGUGUUGAUGGCCGGCGUGAGCUAUUCCUGAGAUCGGAGAGCGUUUUGACACGGAAGUACGUGAGUCAUGUUGCUAACAAUAAAGGAAGAUGCGAGAACCGAGACUCUCCCUUGCUGGUCUGCUACGAUGACAUCGGUUGCUUGUCCGUUCGGAACGGGGGUGACACAACUGUACGCCAUGCAAGAUGGUACCGACAUAUUCCAGUAAGCCAGCAGGAUCCGCUUACAGUCCAAUAUAAGGGUGCAGUCGUCAGGGACAUCUUCAACGCGAAUGUCUUCCAAGAAAUGUACAUCUACAACGUGCGCUCACCCCCACUACUGGAGGCUCGGAACUGCUACUGCCUGCCAGCAACGGAUAUGUCGCCUGAAGAAUACGAGACCUGCCCGAUACGCCUUUGGUGGAAUCCGGUGACGAAAGAACGACGGACGAUUACCAUUGUGUUUGCGGACUUUGAACUGAUCGAUAUGGAGAUCCACGCAGGAAAGCCUGGAAAGCUCGCGAUCUAUAACCGCCAAAGAUCCGAGCUGCAAAGAAGGCUGACCUGGUUAUCGUUCACGUUGCGGCAGGAAGAGGAGAUCAGAGAGGUCUUCGUACACUGGCAUUCUGGGGACUCGCGGGAGAUUGGCCUGAGUCUCGUCACAACUUGCAGCAGAGUGGCGACGUUCGCCAGGUACCAACCCGUGCGGCAUAUUCGAAGACAUUACAAGCACCAGCGAUUAGUCGAUACGCGAGAAUCUAUUGUAUCGGGGUUUCACAUGAGCACACACGAUGAGAUCCAAAGUCGGAUGCGGCUCGGCGUGUCUCUUGUCAAGGCGACAACGACGUAUUCAGCGCCUUUCACGCCAGUCAGCAUUACGCAGAGACCUAUCGGAGCGAUGCCGCGAAGCCCUCAGCUACUCGCUUUCCUCUCUAGGAUUGAAAUCGCGGAUCAUCGUGUCGUCGACGCUUGCCUUGACCACACUGCACCGUCAAACUCUUGCUUGGGCCUUCGCCUACAAGACGAAGUGCUUGGACAGUGGCGCGAAGACGGAGAUCUCAUCUCUGUGGAUGUCGAGAAGUAUGUACUUGAAGUCUGCAAGCUUGAACCGCCGGAUGCAUCCACUGUCUUCCUUCGAAAGAAAGUUGAUGUAGAUGGGCCGAGUCACACCUCGGAACUAGUCACCAUUGCCGGAACAUUGGAGUGGUGGACUUGCAAGUUGACCAAAACUGUGGACAGUGCCAAGAGGCACGCGAGGAGGAAAGCGGGCAAUUCCGCACCCAUUCUUAAGCGGUUAGUGCAAUCAGACGCGUUACGCGACGCGCUCUCGCUAACCCUAACGAUAACCACAACCAAAUUCUCAGAACAACAACCGACAGCGAAGCCAGCACGGCGUUUUGGAGGCGAGCAUGUCUCUAAUAUUGCCACCGCAUUUAACACCAUACUCACGCGGCCCGCCAAAGCACAUCGUACUUACUAUGGCAUUGACAUCCAUCAGCUGCUCGAGGACGCGCAAACUGAGGAGAGCAUACCGAAAGCCGUUCAUGACUUGCCAACCCCACCUCCGGAGUCCGCAACAUCCAAGAAGGACUCACUGUUGUGGACAGAGAAGUACCGUGCUCGCAAAUUCACCGAUCUGAUUGGCGAUGAACGUACACACAGAGCCGUAAUGCAUUGGCUCAAGCGCUGGGAUCAGAUUGUCUUCCCUGGGUCUUACCGACCAAAGCAGAAGGCGAAAGGUUCCACCGAGCAAUCGGAGGAGAAGCCACACCGGAAGAUCUUGUUGCUUACGGGUCCGCCUGGUCUUGGCAAGACAACACUGGCGCAUGUGUGUGCUAAGCAGGCUGGUUAUGAGGUGCAGGAGAUCAAUGCGAGCGAUGAGCGAAGCGCGGCGGUGGUGAAGGGACGCAUUCGAGAUAUGGUAGGCACGGAGAAUGUGAGGGGUGUGGACACCAAGAAGGUGGAUGGGAAGGUUCGGAAGGCCGGCAGACCGGUCUGUGUGGUCGUGGAUGAGGUAGAUGGCGUGGUUGGGGGAAGCGGUGGAGGUGGUGAAGGCGGCUUCGUCAAAGCACUGAUCGACCUCAUCAUGCUAGACCAGAAGAACUCAAGAGGACUGAGUACCCUACAGCAAGCACCCGCGAAGAAGAAGAAAGGCGAACGCUUCAGGCUAUUGCGGCCAAUGAUCUUAAUCUGCAAUGAUGUGUACCAUCCAGCUCUGCGACCGCUUCGACAAAGCCCUCACGCAGAAGUCAUCCACGUCCGCAAAGCGCAGCUGCAGACCAUCUCCACACGUAUGCAAGCAAUUUUCGACAAGGAAGGCGUCCCAUGUGCAGGCGACGGCGUCCGCAGGUUAUGUGAAGCUGCGUGGGGCGUCAGUAGUCGCAAGGAAGACCGGACAGGAAGCGGAGCCGGAGAAGGUGACAUGCGCGGGAUUAUGGUUGUUGGCGAGUGGGUGGCAGGCAAGCUGCGAGCGCAGAGGGAGCGGACUGGUGAUGCGACGUUAACACGCCGAUGGGUGGAAGACCACAUACUGCAAGAUCUUUCGCACGGAGGAGGCGCGGUCAGAGGUAUUGGCCGUGGUGGACCGAAAGACAUUGUGGAACGCGUGUUUCGCGAAGGUGCAGGCUUCCCAAGAAGCACAGCAUUGUCGAGUGAGCCACAUGGUUCGACGGGCGUUAAAGGCGUGGCAGAAGGCUUGAAACGCACUGCAACUGACCGCUUGCGACAAUUGAUCGACACACACGGCGAGACAGACCGCAUCAUUACGGACUGCUUCACCUCAUAUCCCGACCACCCAUUCCAAGACGACACGCUCCUGUCGAAGCCGGACUCGGCGUACGAAUGGCUCCACUUCCACGACCGUCUCUCCUCCGCCGUCUAUAGCAGCAGCGAAUGGGAGCUCGCGCCGUACCUAAGCAGUCCGGUGCUCGCUCUCCACCAUCUCUUCGCUUCUCCCACCCGCGCCCAGUAUAGCAACCCAGCCACCACGACCGACACUACUGAGCAAGCCGAACCUACCGAACAACUCUUCACCGGCCCGCAAGCGGCAUGGUCGGCAUUUGAAGCGACGAAGCAUAAUGAAUCCGUCCUCCAAUCACUUCAUUCAGCCCUCUCCCUCGAAUUAACCCGUUCCUUCAGCAGUCCGGCAGCCAUUUCCACGGAUCUGAUCCCUUACCUGCUCCGCAUGCUCUCGCCCACAGUCAAUCCAGUCCUAAUCUCCACGAACAGCAGAGACAGCAAAGAGGGUCCCAAGUCCACUGCCUCCGUCCGCAAAGCCUCUGAACAACUUCUUGUGAGACGUGCAGUAAACGCCAUAGCCGCGUCGGGCAUUCGCUUCGAACGAAUGCGAGUCACUGACGACGAGGCUGUGAGUUGGCAGACGGUUUCUGCGCAGUGGGUGUACCGGAUGGAGCCUGCCAUUGAUGUUCUAGGCACUUUCGAAACAGGUGGGAAGGGUUUUGGCGAGGCGGCAGUGGCGGGGAAGCAGAGGUACGCUGUUCGCCAGGUUCUGGAGCAGGAGUGGAGGAAGGAGGAAAGUCGGUUGGCGGAGGUGGCUAGGAUGGCAAGGUUUAGAGGUGGUGGUGGUGGUGACGUCGUCGCUCAAGGCAGCAUUGCCUGUAGCGAAGCCUCGGCAGUCGCACGAAGGCCUGAAGAGAAUGAGACGACGAAGAAGACAGUGAUCAAGCGUGACUUCUUUGGGCGUGUCGUCGUCGAAUCCGUGUCGGAGGCGGGUGCAGCGGCGUCAACCAAGCGGAGUCAGAUGGGUGACACGCAGUCAGAGGGCGGCAGAGUGUGGGUAACGUUCCACGAAGGGUAUUCGAACGCCGUGCGGAAGCCUAUAACCUUGGCGGAGCUCAUGAAGGAUAUGUGA
Baudoinia panamericana UAMH 10762 is the source of this 4041-nucleotide messenger RNA. RefSeq lists its product as uncharacterized. Gene Ontology annotation, cellular component: nucleus. Bases 1 to 4041 code for a protein of 1346 amino acids. Gene Ontology annotation, molecular function: ATP binding; ATP hydrolysis activity; DNA binding. The record is from RefSeq and is a predicted model, not a curated record. NCBI's taxonomy places the organism in Eukaryota, Fungi, Ascomycota, Dothideomycetes, Mycosphaerellales, Teratosphaeriaceae. The transcript has 5 exons.